GCUCUGACGUUCCUGCUUGGCUUUCGACCAAUCAGCCGGUUUUCACUCUGAACAUUGUUUUGGUUGUAACUCAACUCCCUUCAUACAGGACUCUUCAACAUCUGCCGCAGUCGUCCUCAUCUGGGUUUAUCACAACUUCAUUUUUAUUCAUCUUUGGAUUUGAGCAGCAGCAGAUUCUGCAGACAUGAUGAAGCUCGUUAAGAUGCUAAAAAUGGCUUCUGCUGUGAACUCUCAGCCAACAUGAAAAUCGCAGCCAACAUUCAGAAGUUUGGACGGAUUAAAGUGUCGGAUCCAGAUGUUGUGAACAUCCUGGUAAAGAUUAUUUCCCAUUAUGACAUCAGUGUGAUCCUGGAGGUCAUCGACGCCAGCGGGAAGUCGGUGGAGACGCUGGUGCAAGCGCUCAACAAAGCCAACAAGAAACAUCACUACACUUUGAAAAUCAGCUCUCGAUUGGGCCGGACGCGCUAUAAGGAGCAGUUCAUGUUCCUGUACAGGGACGACCUGGUUGACCUUGUGGGAUCGUACCAGUUCGAUGAUGAGAAGACCGAAUGCCUGGACGUCUUCGCCAGGGAUCCGUACAUCCUUCGGUUCAGGUGUCUGAACACAGUUCUGAAAGAUCUGGUGAUGAUCCCAGUUCACACCCAAACCGAGGACUCGGAGAACGAGCUGGACGAACUCUACGACCUCUUCAUUCACGUGAAGAAGAAGUGGAGGACUGACAGCAGAACGAUCCUGGGGGACUUCAACGCCGACGGCUCGUAUGUUUCAAAGAAGGAGAUGAAAACCAUCCGAAUCCGCAGCAACACGAACUUCCACUGGCUGAUCGGAGACGAUGUGGACACAACGGCGAGCACCAAAAACACCAACACAUACGACAGGAUCGUUGUUUACGGAGACGACAUGCUUCAGGCUGUUGUUCCAAAAUCUGCUAAAACCUUCAACUUCCAGAAAGCUUACAAGCUCUCCGAAGAGCAGGCUCUGAAAGUGAGUGACCAUUAUCCAGUGGAGGUGGAGCUGAAGUCUAUGGUUGAAAUAACAGAUGAAGGCGAUGGCCUGAAAGACAAGCUGGGCGGGAUGCAGUCUGAUGAAGAUGAGGAUCUAACAGAGCUGAAGAGAGGAAAUCUGCUCCUGGAAAGAGAGAAGCUCAACCUGGAGAUCCAGAUCCUCUGAAUGAAAGUCGCCAGGAUGACCAACGGAGCUACAAUUUAACCUGAAGAGGCAAGAGUUCAGCCUCACUUCACACCUACUCAACAAUCUGCCAAUUUCCAGGUCUGAAGUUGGAAAAACCAACGAGAUUAAUCUGAAACACAGCCAACAUGACCGUAAGCUGCAGUAAUACUGGUUAGCUGUUAGCGUGUACGGCUACAGGAGCCAGUUUCACAAGGCUGGUCUCUGCCUGACUCCUGGAAAAACUGAUCCAGAUCAACCAGAACCAGUUUUCUACCUUGAUCUGGGCCUGAUUUGACAACACUGCAAAACCACAAAAUCUUACCAACUCUUUUAGUUUCUAGUGCAAAUAUCUUAGGAAACUUGAAAUAAAAGAAAACCAAGUAACUUUUCAGCAAGAUGUAGAAUCAUGUUUCCUUAAUAUUGAUGAAAAAGUUCAAGUUCUUUUGGUAAAGCAUUUUUCCUAUAUAAUAGAACUUUUUCAUCCAUAUUAAGGGAUUAUUAAGUUACUUUUCUUGCUGGAAAGCAAUUUGUAAGUUAGUUUUGUCUUAUUUCAAGUGAACUAAGAUAUCUGCACUAGAAAAUGAAUCAAAAUACUUGUUGAGAUUUAAUGUUUUUGCAGUGAAGCAAACAGAAAAAAUAUAAACAUUUUUACAUUCUCCAGAGCAGAAGAUGUGAUCCAAUCCUCUUUGAAUACCCUUGACAUUCUGAUAUCAGAUAAUUUUUCAAGUACAAGGCCUUGUUUACAUCAGAUUUCAUUUUGUCUUUGUCCGAUCAGCAGCUGCUCUGUCAGCCAUUGAUGGUAUGUUGCAGUCUGCAGUUUUGCAUCUAUCAUCUAGACUUGAUCAUCCUUGGUGCAGAAUACCAACAUCUCGCUCUCUAUAUAUCAUAUGUGAAUAUAAAUUGAAUUAUGUUUUUAUUGUUUUGUUUUUGUUGGGAGUUUUCUGCAUCUCAACCAUCAGUUUCAGCCUUAUUGUCAUCAAACUAGCAGCAUCACUGUGCGCUGCAGAUCGUUUAGACGUGGCACAGUACUCACUAAUAAUAAGAAUAAAUAAUACAUUUUAUUUAUAAAGUGCUUUUAAUGGCACUCGAGACUCAUGCUGCAGAAUAAUAGUUAAAACUCCAAUAAGAAGAAAAUAUUUGUUUCGUAAAAUAACGAAUUGGAAGAAAUUAUGCACUGAAAGAAAAUCACAAUGAGCAUCUGAUGUUGGAUUUUAUGAGUUAAUUGUUGAAUAUUCCAAAAGAUAAAUUAUUUAUGCUUUUAAUGCUCAACAUUUAACACAAAUGCUUGACAUUGUGACAGGUGGUUUUUCUGCGCCCUAAAAACUCCUUUGUUCUACUAUCCUAUGCGCAAUUUGGAGGUAUGUGUGCUUCACCAUGGCUUUCUUACUUGCUGAGUAAGAGCCAUGCUCUGGUUGAUUAUGUCACUUUUUGUGGGUACAAAUAAAGUAUUUCCUGCACCACAAAAUUGGGCCACCUGGUUCUCAGGUGGCCCAAUUUAACCUUUAAUUGUUUAACUUGAGAAUCUGAAGAGCAGUUUCAUGUGUAUUUUUUUGACAUGUUAUUAUUGUAUCUUGAACUGAAACUACAUUCCUGGUUCUGUUAAAUUUCUUAACCAGCUAUAUCUGAACAAAAAGUGGCAGCAGCACCAUGCUGUUUUGUUUAACGACUCAUUUUUUAAGUUACUGUCAAAAUUAAAGGUUGUUUUUUAGAUUUUUUAGCACAACUCAAUACAGAUGCUUUUAUUUACUUUUUUCUUCUCACAGAAUGAAAACUGUCUUUUGAAAUAAUAAUUUAAAUAAUUACUAAAUUUUCUAAAGGUGAUUUUUUUGUAAUUAAUUUAACUCAAUGUUUUUUGUGUUGCUGUUUGUCAAUGCGGAGUGUAAACAUGUUUUGUACAGGAUAAUUGUUUUUACCAUAUUUUAUGAAU
Poeciliopsis prolifica (blackstripe livebearer) is the source of this 3097-nucleotide messenger RNA. Its product is annotated as deoxyribonuclease-1-like. The transcript is spliced from 10 exons. Gene Ontology annotation, biological process: DNA catabolic process. Gene Ontology annotation, molecular function: DNA nuclease activity. NCBI's taxonomy places the organism in Eukaryota, Metazoa, Chordata, Actinopteri, Cyprinodontiformes, Poeciliidae. Gene Ontology annotation, cellular component: nucleus. The record is from RefSeq and is a predicted model, not a curated record. The coding region runs from base 241 to 1170 and encodes 309 amino acids.